Messenger RNA from Aspergillus novofumigatus IBT 16806, 1291 nucleotides. RefSeq lists its product as uncharacterized. The transcript has a single exon. The coding region runs from base 317 to 1291 and encodes 324 amino acids. The record is from RefSeq and is a predicted model, not a curated record. Lineage: Eukaryota; Fungi; Ascomycota; Eurotiomycetes; Eurotiales; Aspergillaceae.
GGAAGGUGAUUAUAUAUGCGAAUAUCAUUGGGCAGGUGACGGCCAUGGCGCGGGUGCUUGGGUGCGAGGCAUAUUACAGCGAGCAGUUGGACAAGGCUGGGGUGCUGGCGCGGUUCAUGGGGCCAGCCCAGUGAUCGCCGCCACCAGCGCGUUGGGCAUGGGGGUGGACAUCCCCAAUAUCCGCAGCAUCAUCCAUAUUGGGACCCCCCGGACAUUACUGGAUUACGCGCAGGAGAGUGGCUGGGCUGGGUGAGAUGGACAGCGCAGUGAGGCAAUCAUUAUCUAGCCAGCUGGGUGGGAUACCCCAGCUCCAUGGAUGGAGGGCGUCGCCCCUGAGGACCAGGAGCGGGUUGCUGAGUAUAUGGGGGUGGUGGAAGGCAUUGGGUGCCGCUGGGUUGUGUUAGAUCAGUAUUUGGAUGGAGUGGUGGAUGGGUAUCAGCGGCGGUAUUGCCAGGAUGCGGAUCCUGGGGAGCAGAUAUGUGAUGGGUGUGAUCCCAAUUGGGCAGAGCUGGAGGUGGAUCCAGCCAGGGUUGGUAGCAGCCUAGUGCUGGGUGAGGCAGCCCCAGAGGCCCCAUGUGAGGCAGGCAGCGAGGCAGGCAGCGAGGCAGGCAGCGAGGCAGGCAGCGAGGCAGGCAGCGAGGCAGGCAGUGAGGCAGGCAGUGAGGCAGGCAGUGAGGCAGGGAGAGAGGCAGGGAGAGAGGUAGGGAGAGAGGUAGUCAGAGAGGCCCCAUGCCAGGCAGGUAGCAUGGUAGCAAGAGAGGCAGCCAGAGAGGCACCAUACAGGGUGACCCCACCAUCAGGCAGUCCCACCCCAUCCAAUGAGUCAUUUUGCAGCCAGCCAUCCAUUCCCAUGGCAGUAUGGCACGCCCAGCAGGCGCAGGCCCAGCAGUGGGCCGCCAUGGAUAUCCAGCAGCAGCAGCAUCGGACCCAGCAGGGUUUGGAUGAGGAGAUGGCCCAGGCUGAAUGCAUGCAGUGGCAGGACCAAUGUUAUAUAUGCGCCAUGCAGGGGGGUGAUGGUGGCCAUGAGUUAUAUGCAUGUCAUCAGCCCCACAGCCAGGCCGCACGGGCAUGGAUGAUCUGCGUGCGUCGGCAAGUGCAAUACGCGCCAUAUAGCGCGUGUUAUUCAUGCGGUAUGCCCCAAUCCAUAUGCCAUGGGUGGGAGCCAGGCCACGCAUGCGAAUACUGUGGGUUUUUGAUCCCCAUGGUGGCCAUGAUGUUAUUCGGGCCAUGGCAGGGCCAGAUCGAGCCCGUAUGGCAGCGCUGGUUGCAGGGAAUGGGGGUUGAUGGGUAG